AUGGAGAGAACACGGGUGGCCAGGGUUGACCAUGUGAUCUUGGCUCGCCGAGGCGAACAGGUCGACGGAAGCCUGCACCUCACCCCUCACCACUUGAUUUUCUCCCACGUUCCCCCGGCUUCAAACGAGGACCGAGCAACAGGCACUCCAGUCAGGCCCAAGGAGCUCUGGUUUACUUAUCCUAUUAUCUCCCUGUGCACACUGCGACCGGCCCCCGCAGCCUCCCGCCAGCUCUCCUCCAUCCGCCUUCGGUGCCGCGACUUUACUUUUGUCUGCUUCUAUUUCACCGACGAAAUAAAAGCCCGAACUGUCUUCGACAGCAUCAAGCAGUGGACUUGCAAAUCCGGUCGCCUAGAGAAGUUGUACGCUUUCAGCUACCAACCACCACCUCCGGAGAGGGAGCUUAAUGGCUGGGAUCUGUAUGACCCUCGCAAAGAGUGGGAUCGUCAAGGACUGAACGCCCCUAACUCAAGAUGGCGUCUUUCAGAAAUCAACGUCGACUAUAGUUUUUCACCUACCUAUCCCGCCUUGAUCCCGGUACCCUGUUCAAUUUCCGACAAUACAAUAAAUUAUGCUGGUCGAUACCGCUCGAGGGCAAGAAUUCCUGCUUUGACAUAUCUUCACCCUGUCAACAACUGUACCAUCACGAGAAGUUCUCAGCCUCUGGUAGGUGUGCGCGGGAACCGUAGCAUUCAAGACGAAAAGCUACUUGCAGCUAUCUUUUCUACCUCACGGUCAGAGCGCCCAUUAGGCAACUUUGCGCAAGCUCAAACCAAUCUUGACAGAGAAGCCUCUGAUUCGAGCACUGACACAGAGCCUCAAAUUAUCGAGGCAGAUGAUGUGAAUCCGGAAGAAAUCGAGGACGACAUGUUGACAUCGGCUCAAGGGGACUCUGAAGAGCAAAAGAAAUUGAUCUAUGGUGCCCAGCAAAAUAAUUUGAUCGUUGACGCGCGUCCCACUGUCAAUGCGUUCGCUAUGCAAGCUGUCGGCUUGGGUUCUGAAAACAUGGAUAACUAUAAAUUUGCGUCAAAGGCCUAUCUGGGCAUCGAUAAUAUCCACGUUAUGCGGGACUCGCUGAAUAAGGUGAUUGAUGCUCUGAAGGAGACAGAUGUUACCCCGCUUGGGCCUAAUCGAGAACAGCUCAACCGGAGUGGGUGGCUUAAGCAUAUUACUGGGAUCUUGGACGGAGCUGGAUUGAUUGCUCGUCAAGUGGGUCUUACCCAUUCUCAUGUUUUAAUUCACUGCUCGGAUGGGUGGGACCGAACAAGCCAACUGAGUGCUUUAAGCCAAAUUUGCCUCGAUCCUUACUUCCGAACUCUCGAGGGAUUCAUGGUUCUGGUUGAGAAGGACUGGCUUUCUUUCGGUCACAUGUUCCGUCAUCGGUCUGGGCAUCUGAGCAGUGAGAAAUGGUUUCAGGUCGAGAAUGAACGCAUCGGCGGCGGUGACAACAACCGAGGUGGAUUUGAAGCCAGUGGCGCCGGCAAGGCCAUCGAGAACGCCUUUCUAAGCGCCAAAGGGUUCUUCGGAAGGGAUAACACUAGCCGGGAUUCUCUACCCGAGUCAGACGGAGAGCUCCAGAACUUCGAUGGCGAACCUACCGCAAAAAAGCCCAGCCCCAUCCCACGUUCCAUCGUUGCUGAGAAAGAGAUUACGAAGGUUAAGGAAACAAGUCCUGUCUUCCAUCAGUUCCUUGAUGCCACCUACCAGCUCCUUCACCAAUACCCGACGCGCUUUGAAUUUAAUGAGAGAUUCCUUCGCCGGCUACUGUAUCAUCUUUAUUCGUGCCAAUUCGGCACCUUCCUGUUCAACAGCGAAAAGGAGCGAAAGGACUUAAAUGCGCGGGAACGGACAAGGAGUGUAUGGGAUUACUUCCUAGCUCGUCGCGAACAGUUCACCAACCCGCAGUAUGAUCCAUUGGUCGACGACCACCAGCGUGGGAAAGAAAGGCUCAUUUUCCCAUUGCUCAAUGAAACUCGAUGGUGGAGUGAGGCUUUUGGUCGCUCAGAUGCGGAAAUGAAUGGCCCACUCCCGUCUGGCCUUCCGGUCCCCAGCAAAGACGAAAUUCCUAAGCCCAGUCGCACUCCGGUCCCGGCCGGUGUUGAAACGGCUCAGAAAACAGGGACACCCCCAGUCACGCCUUCAAAGGUUUCCGACGCUGCUACUGCCGGCAUUGCAGCUGUCACUUCUGGGAUCUCGCAGCUCUCGGUUUUGAAGUCCCAACCCAAGGACCGACGGGGAGACAGCAGGGAGGAACAGAUGGAGGUCGAGCUGAACUGA
Penicillium chermesinum is the source of this 2277-nucleotide messenger RNA. Its product is annotated as phosphatidylinositol-3-phosphatase YMR1. Gene Ontology annotation, biological process: dephosphorylation. The transcript is spliced from 3 exons. Gene Ontology annotation, molecular function: phosphatase activity. The record is from RefSeq and is a predicted model, not a curated record. Lineage: Eukaryota; Fungi; Ascomycota; Eurotiomycetes; Eurotiales; Aspergillaceae. The coding region runs from base 1 to 2277 and encodes 758 amino acids.